Pimephales promelas (fathead minnow) is the source of this 2103-nucleotide messenger RNA. NCBI's taxonomy places the organism in Eukaryota, Metazoa, Chordata, Actinopteri, Cypriniformes, Leuciscidae. The record is from RefSeq and is a predicted model, not a curated record.
UACAUCGUAGGAGAAACCCGUCGCCACACAUUUUUGUGUAAACCUACUAAGGAUGGCUGAUACCAACUUGGCUGUGUCCCAGUGGAGUCCAGAGUAUGUACAAGAGCUUUCCCCGGCUGCCCAAAAGAUAGCGCUUCUCUACUAUCUCUCUUACCUGUGCCUGGGCAAGUUCAGCAAACUGGAGAGGAUCGUCAGGAGUCGCGCGGUGGAAACACAGACUCUGUUCGGCUCCUCUGAUGCAACUUUGAUGAAAUGUGUUUCGACCAGUGAUAACCUGGUUAAUACGCUGUUUCCCAUGUUGGUGACCGCUGUGGAGAAGAAUAAGCCGACUUUGGCGGUCAAAUUCCUAGAAAAAGCACAAGUCUGGAUCACAGACAUUAUCAAUGAUGUGAAAGAGAUAGUGCAAAGGUAUGAUUCACACAACACAGAUGUAUCAUCGGCCGCCAGUUAUGUUAUCCAGGAAAAAGAAGAGACAGAUAAAAAUAAUGCAAAACAAGACCAAGAGUUGAAGGAGAAUGAAGAAGCCCUGGGUAAUAUGACACAAUUAUGGAAUGAUAAAACAAAAGAGAUUGUUGAAAUCGAUAAGAAGAUAAGCAACAAAACCAAAGAGAUUCAAGAUUAUGUCAGAUCCAUAACGGAAACAGAUGGAGACCUCGACAUCAUCGCUGCAUUCGUUCAAUUCAUCGAGCCGAUUAGAAAAAGAAUCUAUGGUCUUGUAAAAAAUCCUAAACAAGUUGCACAUAUGAAGGCUCUUGAAGCUGAACUGAAUAUCCUCAUCGCUAAUAAGACUGAUCUGAAACAGAAGCAGGAGCAGGACCAACUCCAGAUCAUUGAUUGGCAGAAGAAGGUUGCCAGACUCAGAGCCAGUUUUGAACGGAAGUCCAUACCCGACCCCAUCCAUCUAGACGAAGUUCAGAAAAGCUUGUCAAAAAUUCGUGGCAUUCUGGGUGAUGUCCUAAACUUCUGGGAGGAUGUUGAUAAUAGGCUGGAGUCCCUGAAACAGAAGACUGCUGGAGAAGAAUUUGACACAUUUAAAGAUAAUUUUAUUGAUUCAAUCCAAAAAGCCAAAGAGGCUUGGAUCAGUUUUGCUGUCAGCUGUCAACAAGCAUCUGUCAUGUUUAGGCUCCAGACCAAAGAUGCCUACAAGUUUCUGGAGAUCAAUCCUUCCUCUCUCUCCAAGGAGGAAUGGGAAAGAACGUACAAAAGUGUAAAGAAACAACUGGAGAAAAUUGACAGACCACAACAAAGAGUGACAUCCACUGUUGGUCCGACCCACGCAGCCCAACCCACACAAACAUCCACUGUUAGACCUGGUCUUGAAUGAUCAGAGCGCUGACACACACACACGAGUCCUCUUUGAGUUUUCUGCCUCAUGAUGCUGUAAUCUGGGAUGAUGAUGAUGAUGUUUAGCCUUUAUAAACCCUGUACUUGUAAACCGCAGAGUUCUGUAAUCCUUUCUACUAAUGCCUAAAACACUAUAUACUCCUCUCCAUAUGUAUCAUCUCUUUAUGAGCUCUUGCAAAAAGACUCUUGAUGAAUGGAUAAAAAUGGACGAAUGCUUUAUGAAUAAAGUCUAAUAACAUAAUUAUUGACUUUUGUGGGGUUUUUUUAAUAAUUUAACUUUUUUAUGUCUGAAGUCACUGAACUAAUUUUUCUGUAGCAAAUAUUUCAUCAUCUUAAACUACUUCUGAAGUCACUGGAUGCACAAAAAUUAUCACAUUAUACAGGUUACAAAUAUUUUCUUGUUUUAUUCUGAUAAUAAAUAAGCUCCCUUGUGCGGAUGAUUUUAACACAGUUUACCAGAACAGUGAUGGAUUAUUAUAUCACAACAUUCACUCACUGGUGGCACAGUCAGUGUCACCCUGAACAUGUUUUAGGUGUAAACUUGCUGGUAUAGCCUUUAAAAUAAUUCUCAGUCAUUGGAUAUAAAGAUAGAAAAGCUGUGUAAUAAUUUUAUGGUGUUUGUGUCACAGAGUAAUUACUGAAGUACUUUAAAACAAAAUGUAAUAACAUGCAACAAAAUCUACUUAAUUUGUUACUAAGGAAUGGCAACACCUGUUCUUACAAUUUGUAAUAAUGAAAAUAAAUAUUUGCUGCUCACAU